AUGGGAAAGGAAACAGCGGUAGCUACCACGGCCAGCCCGGUGCCAGUGCGUCACAUCAGGAACAAGCGAUGCUCCUGCGCGACGUUCCUGGACAAGGAGUGCGUUUACUUCUGUCACCUGGACAUCAUAUGGGUCAACACGCCUGAGUACGUCACUUUUCCAACCGAUUCUAUUCUAUUAUUCUAUGUAAUGUAACUGGCUGACUUGGUUACAGUUGGCUAAUGAUUUCGUUCAUUUAUUUAGGCGCGUGGUUUCCUACGGACUGGGCAACGCAUCUAGAAAGAAGCGCGCCAUCAAGGAUCCCGAGGUCUCCAAACAGGACCCUCGAUGCAAGUGCGUCAGUGAAGAUGACAGCACAUGUACACGCUUUUGUCAGCUGGAAAAUCACCUCAGGUAUAACAUGUUGCAAAAUAUUAGCCCACAACUUCACUUGGUUCUAACUUGUCAGAACCUACUUACAUAAUGGUAUUAGCCUGAUUGUUGGGGUAAUUACGCGCGUUCCAUUCCAUUACUGCAAUGUGUAUGUUGCAACAUUGUAGCCUACACACAUUAUGCUAAAUACAUCACCAUCUGUGUUUUGGUAGCAUAUUUCAAAACUCCGUCUCUAUUUAUCUUGGUGACCUAUUCGAUUCGAUUCUCAUUUGAGCUGCUGCCAACAAAGCAAAUCACCGUAACCUGUGUGAACAAUGUUACACGUUGUCGUGUUAUUUUCCCCCUUAAAUGUUGCGAAACCAUAAGGAUUCAUGGCAACCCGACUCAAAGUAUUGUACACUUUCGCUUUUUCUUACUUUAGAUACGCAGCAGCAGCAGCAGCAGCGCCAGACACGGCGAUCCGUCCUGCGCCAGACACGGUGAUCAGUACUGUGUCAGACGCGGUGAUCAGUACUGUGUCAGACACGGUGAUCAGUACUGUGUCAGACGCGGUGAUCAGUACUGUGUCAGACGCGGUGAUCCGUCCCGCCAAGGGCACUGAGUGCGAUGGGAGGCGGCAGUGCAAACACAAGCUGGCUGCCAAAACGACGAGGAUUAAAAGGUAA
Molecule: messenger RNA, 1037 nt
Organism: Coregonus sp. 'balchen'
Lineage: Eukaryota; Metazoa; Chordata; Actinopteri; Salmoniformes; Salmonidae
Source: the annotation of a GenBank genome assembly